Molecule: messenger RNA, 2040 nt
Organism: Suhomyces tanzawaensis NRRL Y-17324
Lineage: Eukaryota; Fungi; Ascomycota; Pichiomycetes; Serinales; Debaryomycetaceae
Product: PTR2-domain-containing protein
Exons: 1
Coding region: 167-1894 (575 amino acids)
Biological process (GO): oligopeptide transport; transmembrane transport
Cellular component (GO): plasma membrane; fungal-type vacuole
Molecular function (GO): tripeptide transmembrane transporter activity; dipeptide transmembrane transporter activity
Source: RefSeq, a predicted model, not a curated record
GAUUAACAAAGGCACACUACCUGCAUUGGAGGUUACGCCUGGUACAAUGCCGACCUCCCCCCAGUAGGCUUCUCGUUAUCGUGGAUGACUCUUUGUGGCUUUCUUUUUUUGCUGUAUAUAAUCUUGGCCGAAUCUCCUUCCAAGACUUUUCAAAUUUCUUAGCAUUAUGUCUACUAGCUCUAUUAACGAAAAGGUGCAAGAACCUGCUGUCGAAAAACAACUCUCGGCAUCCCAAGCGGAACAAUCUUCUUCCGAUGAAGGCUGGGUCGAAGAUGAGGGUAGAGCCCCCACCGACCUCGAAUUGAAGACCUUGAGACACGUCUCGGAAAAGAUUCCUCUUUCCUGUUGGUUGGUCGCCAUCGUCGAGUUGGCAGAAAGAUUCUCUUACUACGGUUUGAGUGCUCCUUUCCAAAACUACAUGCAAAACGCCCCAGAUGAUGUUCCUGCCGGUGUUUUGAACUUGAAGAACCAGGGUGCUACCGCUUUGUCCUACUUCUUCCAGUUCUGGUGUUACGUCACUCCUAUCUUUGGUGGUUGGGUUGCUGAUACUUACUGGGGUAAGUACAAGACUAUUUUCGUUUUCUGUGUCAUCUACAUCAUUGGUAUCUUUAUCUUGUUCAUCACCUCUCUCCCAUCCAUCACUUCUCACAGCACUGCUUUGGGUGGUUAUGUUGUCUCCAUCAUUAUCAUCGGUAUUGCCACUGGUGGCGUCAAGUCCAAUGUCUCCCCAUUGAUUGCUGAUCAAAUUCCAAAGACCAGACCUGUCAUCAAGGUGUUGAAGUCUGGUGAAAGAGUUGUCCAAGAUCCAAACAUCACCAUUCAAAACGUUUUCAUGUUCUUCUACCUUAUGAUCAACAUCGGUUCCUUGUCCGUCAUUGCCACCACUGAAAUGGAAAAGAACAUCGGUUUCUGGGCUGCUUACCUUUUGCCAUUCUGUUUCUUCUUCAUUGCCCUUCUUGCCUUAGUUUUGGGUAGAAACCAAUACGUCAAGGUCCCAGUCGGUGACAAGGUCAUCAACAGAACCUUCCAAUGUGUCUGGGUCGCCAUGAAGAACAAGUUCGACCUUGAAUCCGCCAAGCCAUCUCUCCACCCAGAAAUGAACUUCCCAUGGACUGACAAGUUUGUUGAAGAAAUCAGAAGAGCCCUUUACGCUUGUAACGUCUUCAUUUUCUACCCAGUCUACUGGGUUGUCUACGGUCAAAUGUUGAACAACUUCGUUUCCCAAGCUGGUCAAAUGGAAUUGCACGGAUUGCCAAACGAUCUUUUGCAAGCUAUUGACUCCAUUGCUAUUAUCAUCUUCAUUCCUAUCUGUGAAAGACUCGUCUACCCAUUCAUCAGAAAGUUCACUCCAUUCAAGGCUAUCACCAAGAUCUUCUUCGGUUUCAUGUUCGGUGCUGCUGCCAUGGUUUACGCUGCUGUUCUUCAACACUACAUUUACGCUGCUGGUCCAUGUUACGAUGCUCCAAAGGCUUGUGCUCCAGAAUUCGCUACCGUUCCAAACCGUGUUCACGUUGCUAUUCAAGCUCCUGCUUACUUCUUGAUUGCCAUUUCUGAAAUUUUGGCUUCCAUUACCGGUUUGGAAUACGCUUACACCAAGGCUCCAGUCAGCAUGAAGUCCUUCGUCAUGUCUUUGUUCUUGGUCACCAACGCUUUCGGUUCUGCCAUUGGUAUUGCUUUGUCCUCUACCUCUGUCGAUCCAAAGUUAGUCUGGACCUACACUGGUUUGGCUGUUUCUUGUUUCCUCGGUGGUUGUUUGUUCUGGGUCAUCUUCCGUAAGUACAACGACGUUGAAGAAGAAUUGAACAAGUUGGAAUACGCUGAUGAAGAUGAAGUUGCCCAACCAAACACCAUGUACCCAGUCAUGUCUGCCCACUCUCACAAGAGUAUGGCUUAAGACUAUUAAAAACAGACGGAUCAUAUCCUUUUGAUUGCAUAUCUGUAUUUACCCUUCAGUUCGUUUCCUAAGAGGCCUGUUAUACAUAGACAUUUAUAUUGUGCUUCCUAAUUCUUAAUAAUGAUAAAAUUAACAUGUAGAGUAGC